Oreochromis aureus is the source of this 2744-nucleotide messenger RNA. It is a transcript of the gene plppr1, whose product is annotated as phospholipid phosphatase related 1. The transcript has 8 exons. The record is from RefSeq and is a predicted model, not a curated record. Gene Ontology annotation, biological process: phospholipid metabolic process; phospholipid dephosphorylation; signal transduction. NCBI's taxonomy places the organism in Eukaryota, Metazoa, Chordata, Actinopteri, Cichliformes, Cichlidae. Bases 215 to 1162 code for a protein of 315 amino acids. Gene Ontology annotation, molecular function: phosphatidate phosphatase activity.
CACAAACCGAGAGCGGACGCUUUGCCCAGCCGAUGGAGUAGUAGUAGCGAUAGUAGCGUGGGUGCAGUUCACGGCUUCCCCCCCUUUCCCCCCCACCCACAUUCUCCACCUUCUUCUUUAAUGGAGUCACAUUUUAUGUGGAAUAUUUCUCCAUCUCAUCGCGAGUGACCCUGCUGUGAAUCCUGAGAACGUUAGUCUCCCGACAGGAGGCAAGAUGGCGUCUAACAACACCCUGCGCAGCUACUCCAUCAUCCCAUGUUUCAUCUUUGUAGAGCUUGUCAUCAUGUCCGGCACGGUCUUGUUGGCCUACUACAUGGAGUGCACGGACCUGUUCAGCGUCCACGUGCAGGGUUUCUUCUGUAAUGAUGCUGACCUGAUGAAGCCGUAUCCUGGCACGGAGGAGUCCAGCUUCGUCCCUCCUCUCAUCCUGUACUGCGUGGUGGCUGCUGCUCCGACGGCUAUAAUUUUCAUCGGAGAGGUGUCCAUGUACAUGAUGAAAUCAACGAGGGAAGCUCUGUUGGCCCAGGAGAAAACAAUAGUGACAGGAGACUGUUGUUACCUCAACCCCCUCAUCCGCCGCAUCAUACGCUUCAUAGGUGUGUUUGCAUUCGGUCUGUUUGCUACAGACAUCUUCGUCAAUGCAGGCCAGGUGGUGACUGGAGGUCUCUCGCCCUACUUCCUGUCUGUUUGCAAACCCAACUACACUGGCACCGAGUGUCGCUUUAAUCACCAGUUUAUCGUCAACGGCAACAUCUGCACUGGGAACCACGUGGUCGUGGAGAAGGCUCGGCGGUCGUUCCCAUCUAAGGACGCUUCGCUGAGCGUUUACUCUGCUGUUUACCUGACGAUGUACAUCACCAGUACAAUCAAGACCAAGUCCAGCCGCUUGGCCAAACCAGUGCUCUGUUUGGGCACACUCUGCUCCGCCUUCCUCACCGGCCUCAACAGAGUUUCAGAGUAUCGAAACCACUGUUCAGAUGUAGUGGCUGGAUUUAUACUGGGAUCAGCUAUUGCAUUGUUUCUGGGUAUAUGUGUGGUGAAUAACUUCAAAGGUGUCCACAGUGCAGCGGCAAAACAGAAGACUGAGGACUACCGCGGUCUGCCUCUGAUGACUUUCCCCCGUGUAGAGAGCCCACUGGAGACCCUGAGCGCACAGCAAUGACACGUGGCAGGCUUGACGUUUGCACUUCACCCCUUUCCUCCUAACCAAAUGCACAGAAACUUAACACAGAGCACUCUUGGCACCAGCUGACACGUGAUUUUCUCUACCUUUUCAUUUCCACGCUUUCUGUUUCCAUCCACUUCAUUUCUUUCUUUGUCUUUCUCUACUCCUGUCCCUUUUUUCCCCCCAUACUCCCUCCAACAUCCAUUUUCAGAACCACUCGGCAUCGAUGACAGAGGUCACAUGACUAAGGGGGCAGCACCGGGUCACGUUUGCGUCUCCACAGCACUUCCAGACACAAUGACGAGGACGCAUGUCACGUGGCUCCGAAUGCUUACAAAAACCACUCCUGAUAUAUCUGUUUAAAUCACCUGGGGGACAAAAUACACCAUGUUUGCAGUGGUUUUCAUUUAGUUGGGCUAUGCUCAGUUCAACCUCCCAAGGCACACAGAUCAGGCAACAAUAUCACAAAUCGCAACAUAAGCACAGAUUGUUUUUCCAGGUUAUUUGAGAUCAUUGAAACAUGGGACAUUUUUUUCCUCCAAGGUGUGCUGUUUGUAGUUAGAGGACGGUGUUUUGUACAUUUUGUAUGAGCGAGUGCCGUAGCCUAUCCUGACGAUGUUAAAACCUGCACACUUCCUGUCAGCUGACUCACUCUGUUUUACAUCACAUCCUGCCGGGUGAAAUGCCUUGUCAAUCACCACAUGUACCCCACUCGGUAAGAAAAAUCUGCUAUGGAAAAAAAAUAUUGAUGUUGUUGUUCUGUGGUGUUUGUCAUUUGUACAGAAAAAAGACAGAAUCCUUCUUUUUAUUAUCUCUGUACAUUAACUGACCAUGUCAGGUCAUAUUUUUUAUGGAUUUUUGUUAAUAUGUAUGACUAUUAUGAUCCAUUUGGACCUGUUUGCCUGCUGUAAACCUGGAUAUUUUUUGGUAUCAGUUGUUUGGGGAACAACUCCUCUCCCCUUAGGAGGAAAUGGCAAGGAUGAGUCACUGAAAUCCUCAGAAAAUGUGUUUUUGCACCUGUAGUGACAUGUCAUCAGGCUAAAUAUAUGAAAAUCUGAUUGGCUUAAAUGCACAGUAUCAGUGUACUUCACCCCAAUUUGCAGAUUUACUUUGGAAGCUCUCUAUGGAGAGAUCCAGAGGAGCUAGCCCAUGCCAGAUCAGAGUAAAGAUUAUAUGCUGGUAUGGUUUUCCAAUUAUAUUUACUGAAAUUCCAAUGGAAGACAUCCUUAAUAAGUACAUGGCGAAAAACAUAAGAGAUUCUUUUUAACUGAAACUGAGUAAUUUACUCAAGGCCUGGUUAUCCCUUUCACUGAAAACCAGGCUAAUGACUCCUGCUUCACUUUUCCUCCUCGAGGUACCCCUCCCUCUCCCCAACCCACCAGUGGAUUGUGAUGCAAUGUUGUGACUCCAUUUCCUAUUGGAAGAUAUGCCCAGCAUGAAGAGAGAAGUCAAGAUGUUUUAUAGAUAUUACUCAUUAUCAUUGUGAUUACAAUUGUCUUUUACUUUGAGAACAAAAAAAGGCAUUUCAGCUGAAAUGCUACAUAUAUUUUCUUUCUUCGUUUGUCCAAAAAAAUUAAAU